Myotis lucifugus (little brown bat) is the source of this 4038-nucleotide messenger RNA. It is a transcript of the gene DNMT3B, whose product is annotated as DNA methyltransferase 3 beta. Gene Ontology annotation, molecular function: DNA binding; DNA (cytosine-5-)-methyltransferase activity, acting on CpG substrates. Gene Ontology annotation, biological process: negative regulation of transcription by RNA polymerase II. Bases 74 to 2644 code for a protein of 856 amino acids. The record is from RefSeq and is a predicted model, not a curated record. The transcript has 22 exons. Gene Ontology annotation, cellular component: nucleus. Lineage: Eukaryota; Metazoa; Chordata; Mammalia; Chiroptera; Vespertilionidae.
UUUGCGGGUACGCUGCCCCUCUAGCCCUUGCUUCACUGCUACCCUAUCCAUUCUGACCCUCUCACAGGAAACAAUGAAGGGAGACACCAGGCCACUCAGCAGAGAGGAGGAUGCCAGCGGGAGGGAAGACUCCAUCAUCACCAACGGGGACUGCAGCAACCAGUCUUCUGACUCCAAGGACGCGCCGUCACCCCCGAUCUUGGAGGCCAUCAGCACCCCGGAGAUCAGAGGCCGCAGAUCAAGCUCACGACUGUCCAAGAGAGAGGUCUCCAGCCUGCUAAGUUAUACUCAGGAUCUGACGGGUGAUGGAGAUGGCGAUGAGGAAGAUGGAGAUGGCUCCGACACUCCAAUAAUGCCAAAACUCUUCCGGGAAACCAGGACUCGGUCUGAAAGCCCAGCUGUCCGAACCCGAAAUAACAUCAGUGCCUCUGGCCGGGAGAGGCACAGGCUCUCCCUCCGUUCCACCCGAGGCCGGCAGGGCCGCAAUCACAUGGACGAGUCCCCAGUGGAGUUCUCAACUACCAGGUCCCUGAGGCGGCGCACAGCAUCAUUGGCAGGCACACCAUGGCCGUCCCCGGAGAGCCCCUACCCCACCAUCGACCUCACCGAUGACAGUGUGGUGCCCCAGAGCAGCAGUACCCCUUACACCCGCCUGGCUCAGGACAGUCAGCAGGAGAACUUGGACUCCCCACAGAUGUACACAGAGGGCAGAGACACAGACGGCACCGAGUAUCAGGAUGGGAAGGAGUUUGGAAUAGGGGACCUCGUGUGGGGAAAGAUCAAGGGCUUCUCCUGGUGGCCUGCCAUGGUAGUGUCUUGGAAGGUCACCUCCAAGCGCCAGGCCAUGGCCGGCAUGCGGUGGGUCCAGUGGUUUGGCGAUGGCAAGUUCUCUGAGGUCACUGCAGAUAAGCUGGUGGCCUUGGGGCUAUUCAGCCAGCACUUUAAUCUGGCGACCUUCAAUAAGCUGGUCUCUUAUAGGAAGGCCAUGUACCACGCUCUGGAGAAAGCCAGGGUGCGGGCUGGCAAGACCUUCCCCAGCAGCCCCGGAGACUCAUUGGAGGACCAGCUGAAGCCCAUGUUGGAGUGGGCCCAUGGGGGCUUCAAGCCCACCGGGAUCGAGGGCCUCAAACCCAACAACAAGCAAACAGUGGUUAAUAAGUCGAAGGUGCGUCGUGCAGGCAGUAUGAAAUUAGAAUCAAGGAAAUACGAGAACAAGAAGCGCAGACGCACAGUCGAUGACUCGUCCACCUCCACGGACUACUGCCCGCAACCGAAGCGCCUCAAGACAAACUAUAACAAUGGCAAAGACCGAGGAGAGGAGGACCAGACUCGAGAGCAAAUGGCUUUGGAUGUUGCCAACAACAAGAGUAGUCUGGAAGACAGCUGUUUGUCCUGUGGUAGGAAAAACCCCGUGUCCUUCCACCCUCUCUUUGAGGGGGGACUCUGCCAGACGUGUCGGGACCGGUUCCUCGAGCUGUUCUACAUGUACGACGACGAUGGCUAUCAGUCCUACUGCACCGUGUGCUGUGAGGGGCGCGAGCUGCUUUUGUGCAGCAACACAAGCUGCUGCCGGUGCUUUUGUGUGGAGUGCCUGGAUUUGCUGGUGGGCACGGGCACAGCUGCAGAUGCCAAGCUGCAGGAGCCCUGGAGCUGCUACAUGUGCCUCCCUCAGCGCUGUCACGGGGUCCUGCAGCGCCGGAAGGACUGGAAUGUUCGCCUGCAGUCCUUUUUCACCAGCGACCCUGGUCUCGAAUACGAAGCCCCCAAGUUAUACCCUGCGAUUCCUGCAGCCCGAAGGCGGCCCAUUCGAGUCUUGUCCCUGUUUGAUGGAAUUGCCACAGGGUACUUGGUCCUCAAAGAAUUGGGGAUCAAAGUAGAGAAGUAUGUCGCCUCUGAAGUGUGUGAAGAGUCCAUCGCCGUUGGAACUGUUAAGCACGAAGGCAAUAUUAAAUAUGUGAAUGACGUCAGGAACAUCACAAAGAAAAAUGUUGAAGAAUGGGGUCCCUUUGACUUGGUAAUUGGUGGGAGCCCAUGCAAUGAUCUCUCAAAUGUGAACCCUGCCAGGAAAGGCCUAUAUGAGGGCACAGGCCGACUUUUCUUCGAGUUCUACCACCUGCUGAAUUACGCACGGCCCAAGGAAGGUGACGAUCGGCCCUUCUUCUGGAUGUUUGAGAAUGUGGUAGCCAUGAAGGUUGGCGACAAGAGGGACAUCUGUCGGUUCCUGGAGUGUAAUCCAGUGAUGAUUGAUGCCAUCAAAGUGUCUGCUGCUCACAGGGCCCGAUACUUCUGGGGCAACCUGCCCGGGAUGAACAGGCCCGUGAUAGCAUCAAAGAAUGAUAAACUCGAGCUGCAGGACUGCUUGGAGUUCAAUAGGACAGCAAAGUUAAAGAAAGUACAGACAAUAACCACCAAGUCGAACUCGAUCAGACAGGGGAAAAACCAACUUUUCCCUGUUGUCAUGAAUGGCAAAGAAGAUGUUUUGUGGUGCACUGAGCUAGAAAGGAUCUUCGGCUUUCCUGUACACUACACGGAUGUGUCCAACAUGGGCCGUGGUGCCCGCCAGAAGCUGCUCGGGAGGUCCUGGAGUGUGCCUGUCAUCCGACACCUCUUCGCCCCCCUGAAGGACUACUUUGCCUGUGAAUAGUCCCCCAGCCACUCUGGGGCACUGGGGUGUUGGGGCAGAGCUGGGACCCAGGAGGUACAUCCCAGGCUCUGUCCUUCCUUAGCUCAGCUGUGUGGGGUCACACCAUGGAUCUUGGGCCACAGCCACCCGACACCCUCCUGGCAGGGGGUGCCCAGGUGCCACCUCCUUGCGCACAAUUCAACUUGGCCUCUUAGAACGGCCAAACACGGUGCUCAUAUUAUCUUGUAAAACUUUGAAACUUGAAGUAGUUAGUAAAGAUUGCUUUUUUUCCCCUCCCUCCUGGGUUUACCGCUCAGAAACAAUAGCUAAUGUACCAAAACCACAGUGCUGACAUGACUGCUCUCCCAUACUCAGGUUAAGGCUGAAAAGUGAACCGAGACAGUUACUGCAAUACUUUAUUUUUUAAGCGUCUGCAGCAACUUGUUUCCAGGUGUGUACAGUGGUAGACAUGUAGCUGAGGGACAUUUUAAGGGACCGGGAUGCUUUUUUUCUAGGGCAGAUUUGGAAAUGAUGUCUGCCAUGCUUGAAUUUUACCCAGCAUGUUCCCCUCACCUCAGUAUAAAGGGCUGGGAUGCAAUGUUGGGGCCCAUUGAGAGUAUUGUCCACACUGGUGAUAGUUUCAGGGCUAUUUUUCCCCUAGACCCAAGGGGAGGAAGGGUCACCCUUAGCUAAAUCCCUCCCAGUGACUGCAAUAGAACCCUCCAGGCAGCUCAGGAAGGAAGGGGUGGGCUGGGUCAUAAGCUGACAUAUUAUAUAGGUAGGUAUGGCCACUCACUAUCUCUUCCCCAUGUGAGGAGUGAAAGAGGACCCUUAGGUAAGGACUCCACCCCCCCCCCCCCCACACACAAAUGCACCCUCCCUUCAUCACAGAUACAGGUCCCCCAGAUUAGAAGUAUGACCCUAACUCCUCAGUCUUUCUCGAAACACAGAAGCAGUGAUAGCCAGGGGCAGAAGCACAUUCCUCGCAUCUAAGAGAUUGCAGGGGGAACACUGUAAUAAAAGCGUGACCCUCCUUCCAGAGAUUUUUAAAGUCCUUUUUUAUUCCAUGAUAAUUCUUUUGUAGGGAUAACAUGAGGUGGACAAGCUGCAUUUCAGAAAUGCUGUUGUAAUGGUUUUUAACACCUUUUACUCUUCUUACUGGUGCUAUUUUGUAGGAUAAGGAAUAUUAUUGACAGGUUUUGUGGGCGUUUUUUUUAAUACAUUUUUUAAAACUCAGACUUCUAUUUUUUUUUUUUACCAUUUUCAUAGAAGUUUUUUGUGUGACGGGAGUCACAUAACAAGAAUGGGGGUAAAUUGUGCCUUGUUUCAACAAGUUUUUGUUAUUUUUGGGGCUGAAAGAUAAAGGACGCCUGUUGUUUACCUUAUGUUGGAUUAAAAUCAGUAUUUCUCUAUAA